AGGCCAAGAGGUAGCACCGGGUAGCGGUAGCACACCCUGGCCAGCCCGCCAAAGGUGGCAGAUAGUCGCUCAGCGGGCGACGGGAGACAGAGCGACAGCCUCGAAAGACCGAGGACUGCGAGGACUGUGAGGACUGUGAGAAAUCCGACGAGACGAGACUGAGGAGACUGAGGAAACUGAGGUUAAGACUCAGAGGAAAGAUCUCUCCCAAACACACGUACAUACACACAUACACACUCCUCAAGCUCAGAGACCCUCUUGAACAGCAGUUCGAGUGAAUGGAUGGAUGGAUAGAUAGAUAGAAAGAUAGAUGCCAGUGGAAUUACCAAACCAAACUCCAUUUCAUCCCACGAGUCCUUAAAGUUUACUGAUUGAUUGAUUGAUUCAUUCAUUCAUUCAUUGCUUCAUUUGUGCACGGAGCCCAAUCGGAUUACUCAAGCCAAGCCUCUGAUCGCCUCUUGGUUGGACAGUGUUUUUGGUGGACAGCAUUGAGUAUUCAUUCAUUUAUUGGUUGUUGGGACUGGUGGGCAGAAUUGUUCCCUCCUCAUGGCCCACACGCCCACUCGCGAUAUGGAAAGUGCCCUCUGCCAAUUCCUUCAAUCCCACAUCCCGGAUUUGACCAAGGACGAGAUUGACGAGAUUGUCGUCUCCUACGUGACGGGCAUCCUCGAAGAUCUGCUCACCUCCGAUUUGGAUGAGGAUGUCCUUGACGCACCCGCCUUGCACGAGAUGUUGACCGCUUACGUGCCACCCGCCCAGGCCAUCGGUCUCUCGGAUCUGACCCAAUGGAUCAUGAGCCAAGCACAAGCCUGGCAGGAUGAGGCCACCGAAAAACGCCGCCAGUCCUCGCUUCUCAACAUCCGAGCCGUCAUUCAAGAUACGGUCAAGACCGCCGUCCCCAAGCGGGAAGAGGAGCGCGAUGGGCCCCCAGAGGACAACCCCCAUGAUAAGAAAGUUCACCGAUUGCGGACCCGAUUGUCUGAGACCAGUGAUGGCAUGUCUGAAGGCAGCUUGGACGAUGAGGAGAUUCAGCAAACCGUCAACCAUUUGUUGGAGAUGUUCCCAUAUUCGUGCUCCUUGGAAGUCAACCAUUGCCUCCAGCUCAUGUCGGGCGACAUUGAGCGAACAGCUCAGCUCAUCAUGCAUCGCUAUGAAACGGGUCAAAACUUCAAAUCUUCUGACAGAAAAAUCUCGCGAGCCCAAAAAGCCGUGGCCGAUGAUAAGACCAUCAAGAGUCAGAUCUUGGGGCGAUAUGGAUUCGUGGACAAAGUGGUAGAUGCCCGUUACCAUCGGCCCAUCAUAAAGAAGACCGACGAGAAGAAACUCAUCCGUUAUCGGGAUGGCAAGAUCGUGAGCACCAAAGGCGAGCGAUUUACCCAAGUUUCGAAACAGGAGUCGGAGGAGAUGAAGAAAUCCAUUGUAAAUAUCGGAUUUUACCAAUGACGUUUAGCCCUCAAACGCUCGGACUUGAGAAUUGCAUGGACGGCACCCACCCAUUCGACCUAUUUGACCCAACAGCACGGCGGCUGGUCAACAUCACAUUCGCUUUCUAUUCGCAUUAUUUGCACCCUUUUUCAGUUCUUGGAACUCGCGGUUCCAAUUAGCUAACCAAGGUGGAUGAUCUGGAUUGGGUUCGGCGCCCUUUCCCGAUUGAUCUCUCCCUAACCCCCAACCCACCAUUUAUUUCGUCUUCGUUUUACUCGAAGCUUUAAAUUGUGUUAACUCCCUCUUAUUAAUUAGUUUGUCAGAAAACGAAAAAACCGAACACCCACUAUUUCUUCGAGUCUGGGCGUUCAUUAGAAUCUCUCAUUGUCUACUAAUCGUUGUAUUAUCGGUGUCGUUGUUAUAAACAAGACUUACAUGUUACAUUUAGAUAUACGCCUACCACACCUAGACUGCCUUGUAAGUUCAGUAUUCGUGAUUAGUGUCGCCAAAUAUAGUUUAUUGGUUCGUUUCUUA
This is a messenger RNA of Tigriopus californicus, 1959 nucleotides long. Its product is annotated as CUE domain-containing protein 2-like. NCBI's taxonomy places the organism in Eukaryota, Metazoa, Arthropoda, Copepoda, Harpacticoida, Harpacticidae. The record is from RefSeq and is a predicted model, not a curated record. The transcript is spliced from 5 exons. The coding region runs from base 547 to 1443 and encodes 298 amino acids.